Messenger RNA from Arvicanthis niloticus (Nile rat), 5994 nucleotides. RefSeq names its product selenophosphate synthetase 1 (gene Sephs1). The record is from RefSeq and is a predicted model, not a curated record. Gene Ontology annotation, cellular component: cytoplasm. Gene Ontology annotation, molecular function: ATP binding; selenide, water dikinase activity. NCBI's taxonomy places the organism in Eukaryota, Metazoa, Chordata, Mammalia, Rodentia, Muridae. Gene Ontology annotation, biological process: L-selenocysteine biosynthetic process.
UGAAACCGCAUCACCAAUGUCAAUUUAAGCACACAGGAUUAGUCUGCCAUGUUUACUUGGACAUGGUUAGAACAAAUGAUAUAACUGAGCAACAUAAACUGCCCCCCCCCCCCCCAACGAUUGAAGAAACUUCACAGCGCAUUUGCAUAUUUCACUGGGACUCCAAUGAAAUGCGGAGCUACGCUUAAACAAUAGAAUGAAGAAAAGAUGGGAGUCACUGAGAAUGGAGCGCGGGGUUAAGUUGGGUUUUCAAAUGUCUCACUGGGGGCUGAGGAGUCCUUGGCUCCUGCACUCCUCUGCAAAUUGUUCCCACGGUCACUGUACUGUCUCGCUGCAGCAGAGAUCUGGGAGCAGGUAUUGCGUUCCGUGGGUGAUGCGUGAGUCUCACCGGGCCAGGUUGUGCAUAAAACCACUUUGGUCCCUUCUCGCGGGACAGAGGGAUGCGAAAGUAGGUGGGCCCCAUCACUCAAGGUUGCUGCCAGUGCUCCUCGCAACUUUUGAAAUCAAUCUACCCCCUCUUUUUUUUUUUUUCCUUUUGCAUCAUGCAACGGAUGCCACCGUUCCUUGGGUUUGCAACCCCCCACCCCUCCCCCGAGACCAAUCAUUGCCGCGCUCGGGCCUCUGCACAGCGCCCCCGCCCCCUUCCCGGGCCGCACGCAGCCACCACGACCGCCGCCGCCACUGCCACCAGCAACACGGAGCCGCUCCGGCCACCGGCCCGCCGCCUUAAAGGGAGGUGGCCGCUCUUAAAGGGACCCUCGCGCGCCCGGCCGGAGGGAGCGCGGCGGUCCGGUUCCCGGAGGGCCGCGCCCAGCCUAGGCCGAGCUCCACGCGGCGUCCAAGCGCGGGGCCGUGCCGCCGCCACCGGGAGCAGCAUUUUUAUUCAGGCGACGCUUAAGGGAGCCCGGCGCGCCCGGUGCAUUGUGGGAGCGCCGCGGCCCGUUUUCGGGAGGAGGCGGAGGGCGCAAAGCGAGCCGGUGGAUCACAAGUAGAAAGCCCAGUGGAUCAAGAGAGAGGGAGGGGAGGGGCUGAACUGUGAAGAGUGCAGCGGCAGAACCAUGUCUACUCGGGAGUCCUUUAACCCGGAAACCUAUGAAUUGGACAAGAGCUUCCGGCUAACCAGGUUUACUGAACUGAAAGGCACAGGCUGCAAAGUGCCCCAAGAUGUCUUGCAGAAAUUGCUGGAAUCUUUACAAGAGAACCACUUCCAAGAAGAUGAGCAGUUUCUGGGAGCUGUUAUGCCUCGACUUGGCAUUGGGAUGGAUACUUGCGUCAUUCCUUUGCGGCAUGGUGGUCUUUCCUUGGUUCAAACCACAGAUUACAUUUAUCCAAUCGUCGAUGACCCUUACAUGAUGGGCAGGAUAGCAUGUGCCAAUGUCCUCAGUGACCUCUAUGCAAUGGGUGUCACAGAAUGUGACAAUAUGCUGAUGCUCCUUGGAGUUAGUAAUAAAAUGACUGACCGGGAGAGGGAUAAAGUGAUACCGCUAAUUAUCCAGGGUUUUAAAGAUGCGGCAGAGGAAGCGGGAACCUCUGUCACGGGCGGCCAAACAGUAUUAAACCCCUGGAUUGUUCUGGGAGGAGUCGCCACAACCGUCUGCCAGCCCAAUGAAUUUAUCAUGCCAGAUAAUGCAGUGCCAGGGGAUGUGCUGGUAUUGACAAAACCCCUGGGGACACAGGUUGCAGUCGCUGUGCACCAGUGGCUGGAUAUUCCCGAAAAAUGGAAUAAAAUUAAGCUAGUGGUCACCCAAGAAGACGUAGAGCUGGCAUACCAAGAGGCAAUGAUGAACAUGGCCCGGCUCAACAGGACAGCUGCAGGCCUCAUGCACACGUUCAAUGCCCACGCAGCCACUGACAUCACAGGCUUUGGGAUUCUGGGCCAUGCACAGAACCUGGCCAAGCAACAGAGGAACGAGGUGUCGUUUGUCAUUCACAAUCUUCCUGUGCUUGCGAAGAUGGCCGCCGUGAGCAAAGCCUGUGGAAACAUGUUCGGUCUGAUGCAUGGGACCUGCCCGGAGACAUCAGGAGGCCUGCUAAUCUGUCUACCACGUGAGCAAGCAGCUCGGUUCUGUGCAGAGAUAAAGUCCCCCAAAUAUGGCGAAGGCCACCAAGCAUGGAUUAUUGGGAUUGUAGAGAAGGGCAACCGCACAGCCAGAAUCAUCGACAAACCUCGGAUUAUUGAAGUUGCACCUCAAGUAGCCACGCAAAACGUGAACCCCACACCUGGUGCCACCUCCUAAUCGAGUCAGAAAUAGCUAUUUGAUUUUGUUUUUAAAUAGAUUUAUUUCCUUUAUCGUCACUUCAAUUAAAGACUCUAAGAACAACAAAUCUCAUUGUGUCUACACAUCUGGUGACCCUAGGUCGGUUUAUGAGUGGAUACAGUCAAUAAAAUGAAAUCCAUGGCCUUCUUUUCCUGUUCCAUUAACUGAAGAUGCACCCAACCUCCAGGCAGCUUCUGAGUUGAGAAUGAUAUUGUUAUCCAAUACUGUUGAUUCAUUUUGAAUCUUUAGCUGCGUAUCUUGCCGCAUAGGCGCUCUCUAAAGGUGCUUUCUGCCACACGGGCGUUGCGGAGAGGAGUGCCUGCCUCUAGCCUGUGUCUUCUCAUUUCCACCUGUCAGAUCAGUCUGCUCUGUUUUCAAGUGUCUCGGUUGACAUUCUAGAAAGACAGGAUUGGUAAGUCACUUGACGGUCCUCCCCGUAGUCAGAGGGUUGCAUGGCUCCUUUGAGUGUUUGAUUUGUAAGGUUGAGGCUAAUAACUCGGGGGCAUUUCCUUAUUCAGUAGCUCACUCAGUUCAGUAUGGCAGGUGCUUUGCUUGGCAUGGAAAGCACUUGGAAUACAAAAAAGAAAUGUUCUUUUAAAACAAAGCUUUCCUGAGACUUGCAGUAAUACCAUUAAUGGUCUUUACCAAUAGGAAAAAGGAUACCUUUUGCAAUGUUCUAUAGUUGUUCUAUAGUGCGACCAGGAACUGCCUUCUGAUAGGGGGUUCAUGUAUAAUAUUCAUUUAUAAUUCAAUAUCUAAUUUACUUCGCAAAUAAUUUUUAAAUAUAAUCAAUAAUAAAGACUGUUCUGUGGAUGGUAGUGUUUAAUACAUUUUAUAUUUUGUAUAGUGAUUCCAGGCCUCUUGUUUAAAUCAGCAGCUCUUUAGCCCGAUUCUUAGCACCAUUUUGUCUUUGCGCCCAUACUUCUUUGUGCACGCCUUUUGUGAUUUGUUAAAAACCUGCAUUGCCAACAUUGCAGCUCCAACAGAAAAGUUGUUAUUCAAAUAAAUAUUUAAUUUUUUUAAUUGCUCUUGUAUAAUCAGAUGCCCUUUUUUAGUAUUAUUUUAGAAGCAUUUGGGAGGGUUUUGCCUAAAAUACAAUUUAUUGGGGAAAACUAGAUUUUAGUUUUAUAAACUUUUAAGUCUUUCAUGGGACCUAUAUUUUCUUGAAUUAAAUUUUGUAGUUCUAGAACAAAUAGGCAAUCUACAAAGGUGUUACCUGUGUUUCUUAAAAACAGGCUUCCUUGUCUUCCUUAUCUGCUAAGCAGCUGGGGGAUUCCCGUCUUUAAGCACAAGGGCUCUGGGUCCUCAAACGCCUGUCUUCAAAAGAGAAAAAAAGCACCACGUCUUCAGGUUUCACAGGGCUUCCUACUAACAGGCCCCAAAGCUGAGCUUUGUAAACUCAUCCAACCUCGCUCCUCAACACGGAAGGCCCGGAAACUGCCACUGGACCAGUGCAACUCUGAGAGGACAAGACUGUCGCAUGCUUGUGUCCCCCAGGAGCUGCAGGGUCUCCUGUAUGUUCCUGUCGCUGGAACUGAAGCCACCCACGAGUCUGGCUCCAACAGAGGAAACUGUCACAGAAGGACACUGAUUGGACACUAUAGGAAUCUAUAUGAUGUCAGUCCUUGAAAGUAUGCACCAGUGGUCUGCAAAAUAAAACGUGUUGGAACCUCUGAGUGCAGAAGGCAUACUGUUGGACUUACUUCUUUUUUUUUCCUUAAAUAGGUGAAAUUGCACCUAACUUUGUACAUUCUGUCCCCCAAAGCCAAUACUUUCUUGGUGGCAAGCCUGUUGGGAGGAAAUGAGGUGGUUAAUGUCCUGAGCAAAUCAUUUUAAAGAUUCAUAUGAGGAGAAAAUGCCAGGGACUUAGAUUCAUGGAUUCGUGAUCUAGGAACAGCCCUUGUCUUGACUAGUAUUUUCAGGGUGCUCAGAAACCCAUGCAUUAGAAUCACCUAGGCAUGUGUGGAGGCAUGCCUGCCCUUUCCCCAUACCCACAGAGUCAGUAGUUCUGGCUGUACAACCAGGUAAUCCAUCUCCAAAAUGUACCCUUCAGGGCUUUGCAUAAUAAACCUUGAGAACCAGUAAUCUCAAAGGAAUCUCAAAGGAAUGUUGGGGGGAGGUGUAAAAAGGGGCUGUCGGGGAUCACUUUAGUUUUAGCCAUUCCUUUUAUUUCUUGUGGCUGUGUGUGUAUGUGUGUGUGAGAAAGAGAGACUAUAAAGUUCCUUGACUCAAGUUUAGUAAGUUUGGCAGUCUACGUGAACUCUUGAUUUAUCCAGCAGUCACUCUUAGCCGACUUCUGGGACCAAUCUAAAAUUCUACACUGGAGAGCGCUCCUAAAGAAGCUGGGCCCGGCCAGUGUCAAGUCCUCUCAUAUAGCCCGAGUUCUGGCAAAGGAAUAUUAAAGUUGAGUAGGUUAUUUCUAUAGGCUGGGUUGAAGCAAUAACAUAUUUGUUCUUUUUGGCUCAGUAUUUUGAAAUAUCUAAGUCUUCCAAAUUCUGCAUGAGUUGUAAUGGAAGUGUUUUGAUCGUUCUGAUGCAUGAACGAGCCCCUUGCACCUGAGUUCAGCAUUGCCUUUAAAAUUGUUCUGUUUGGAGCUGUUAAGAUGGCUCAGUGGGUACAGUGGCUUGUCUCAAGCCUGAGUUCUGUCUGUCUCCAGAACCCAUGUGCAAAAAGUGACCUGCACGUACAUUGUGUGGUGUAUGUACUCAUGAACCUAGCAAUAAAUACAUUAACAGUUGUCAGCGUUCUAGAUCUUCAUUUAUUCUGUAGAAGCAGAAAUAAUAGCUAUGUGCUGUCUAUUUUUACAGAUGCUUAGCACAGGCAGGUGUUUGAGAGACCCGAGGAUGUGGAUGCGCACAGACACUGCCUGAGGUGCUCACACAACAUACUCCACUUUCCACAGCCACGUCUCUCAUUCUCAUUAAGAAUUCACAUAAGAAUUAUAGUCAUGAAACACCAGAGACCACAGUGAAAGUCCAGAGUCCUUUUGAAUGAGAGAAGAAGGUAGAUUAGACCAGCCAGCCCUGAGUCAAGUAACUUAGGAGCAUUUCUAGGCAUCCAGACAUGGUCAAGAACCACUGGAUGCCAAAUUUGCCGUACAAGAGAGUGAUUGUGGUUUGUCUGGUGAGUAUGGGGUACAUAGGUCUUGAUGCUUCUCUGUACAGUGUCCUAUACUUGAUAGACCUCACAUAUCAACACUAUUGGUGUUGGUUGUCCUUGCUAGGUCAUGCUGCCUUUAAAGGGAGUUUAAUUCCCAGGAGAGCAGCAUGUAACGAAGCCCACCAAACUAUGGAGCUGGGCCUAGUGACACAGGGCUGUAAUCCCACAUACUCAGGGGGCUGAAGCAAGAGGACAACACAUUCAAAGUCUGCCUGGGCUACCUAAUAAGGCCCUGCUUUGCUCUCCUCUAACACAGAGGAUUAAAAAGAAAUCCGAGAGUAUAGCUCAGUGGUGGAGUACUUGCUAGCAUUCACAAAGCCCCAGAUUUAGUCCACAGUACCAGCAAAACCAAACUUGGCGAAAGAUUAAUGUCAGUAAUUUACUGUAAUUACGAUGUGAUUGUAGGACUCCAUUAUUGUAUUUCAGGAAUAAAAACAUGUACUAUGUAGAAUGUAAUGUUUAUCACCCACGCAUAUUUUGCACAGUUUCAAAGCAAAAUUAUAUAAAAUUCGACGUCUAGGAUAUAUUCCUGGGUUUGGGUCCACUUUGAGAAAUAAAACUGUUGUAAUAGUUUGAA